This is a messenger RNA of Protopolystoma xenopodis, 441 nucleotides long. Lineage: Eukaryota; Metazoa; Platyhelminthes; Monogenea; Polystomatidea; Polystomatidae. The record is from the annotation of a GenBank genome assembly.
AUGAUUCCGACAAAUCCGGGUUGUGGGUUUUUCCGCCACGGCGUGGCAACCAUAACGCACCCAACGAACUCGUGUCUGGCUACGAUCCUACCUACCGAAAUCGUAUCUCCUUACAGCUUAUUCGAGAUCUACCGACUUUGCGAGAAUGUUGCGGAGACUGCCAGAUGGAUCGUGACUAAAAGAAUAAAAUGUGCCUCGUGCCCCAAGCGGCGGGACUCGAGCCUGGGGUGGAACUCGGGCAAAACGACUCAACUCAGCAGCUUCAUGUGGCUUCGGUGUGUCGAGACUCUGCAACCAGUGGACACGAGACGUGAUCUGUCUCAUACUCCUGAAGACACAACUUCAUCUUCUGGACGAUCCGAUCAACCAACUUGUGUCUGCCGACGACUGUUCGUCUUGAACACCACUCAACUGUCCCACCUAAAAUAUGACAUUUUCUAA